UCCCAUUGGUUUCUAGAGUUUGUCCAAGUGAUGUCUGCCGCAUCUGGAAAAGCGGUGCCAAGCUGCGCGUUGAUAUCACUUUACUGGGCUUUGAAAAUAUGAGCUGGGAGAGAGGAAGGCGUAGUUUAAUUUUCAAGGGAGAAGAUACUGGAGGUUGGGCAGAACUAAUCGAGAUCAAUCACGAUGAUAAGUUUGUUACAACGGAGCGUUUUGAGAUUUCACAGCACAUGAAACGUUUGACACUGGGAUCUAUGACACCAAAAAGAAAAGAUGUGGAAAGACGCCUUACAUCUCCGAUUAUUAAUACGUGCCUUGAUACAAAAAAUAUUGCUUUUGAAAGAACCACAUCAGGAUUCUGGGUCUGGAGAACAGAAAAAGCAGAAGGUGUAAAUGGUUAUGAAGCCAAGGUAUACAUUGCAAACAAUGUGAAUGUGGUCACAAAAAUCCGAACGGAGCAUCUAACAGAAGAGGAGAAGAAAAGAUAUAAAGCUGACAGGAACCCCCUGGAAUCCUUUCUGGGUACAGUGGAGCAUGAGUAUGGUGCUCAGAGUUCGACCAAGACAACAGAGUAUGCUGCAAGUAACAAUCCCACUGCUAUCACCCUGGAGGAAUACUUUGACCCAGAAUUUGAUCUGAAAGGCAGAGACAUAGGAAGACCGAAAGAAGUCACCAUUCGAACGCAGAAAUUUAAAGCAACCUUGUGGAUGAGCGAAGAGUUUCCCUUGUCACUUAUGGAACAAGUCACUCCCAUCAUCGACCUGAUGGCCAGAACUAGCGCGCAUUUUGCCAGACUUAGGGAUUUCAUCACCCUGGAAUUUCCACCAGGAUUUCCUGUCAAAAUUGAAAUUCCCCUGUUUCAUGUUCUGAACGCCCGAAUUACAUUUGAAAACGUCAAUGGCUGCCGGACAGCUGACAAAGCAUCAUCACAAAUGGUUGGAGGUGCACAGUGUGAUCCAGGUGCUAAUUUCGAGGUUGACCAGUCAGUGUUUGAGAUUCCCAAAUCCUACCAUGUCCAGGAUGACAGUAGGAACAUACACGUGCAGGAUGAAGACAACGAGAUCAUGCAGUUUGCUAUUCAGCAGAGUUUGUUGGAGUCUGGUGGAAAUAAAGAAGUGGGGGUGCAUGCCAAUGGAGCCGUUGCAUAUUCACAGGACUUCAAUAUACAGUAUCAGAGGGCUCUGCAGGAGAGCUAUCUAACAAGCUCAGGUAACUCACACUGCAGCACCCCUAGCGAACCUUCCAGUUUUGAGAAGGACUUGCAGCUCGCCAUGGAGUUGUCUGUGCGAGAGCAGGAGGAGCGGGAGAAGCAGCGUCGUGAAGAGGAAGAUGCGGAGCUUCAGCAAGUUCUACAGCUUUCUCUUGUGGAAAAAUAACUCCAUAGCGAUCUCCUGAAAGAAGGAUGACCAAACCUGUGUAAAACUGAAGGCUUUCAGAGCCGUCAGUCUGAAGACCACUCCGCAAUUGCUUAAGUCAACAUUUCAUCUGCCUUCUGAGUUGGCAUCAUCAGCUGCAAAAAGCUGA
Mesitornis unicolor (brown roatelo) is the source of this 1521-nucleotide messenger RNA. It is a transcript of the gene ANKRD13A, whose product is annotated as ankyrin repeat domain 13A. The record is from RefSeq and is a predicted model, not a curated record. Lineage: Eukaryota; Metazoa; Chordata; Aves; Mesitornithiformes; Mesitornithidae. The transcript is spliced from 11 exons. Gene Ontology annotation, cellular component: cytoplasm. The annotation marks the transcript as partial.